CAAAUCCUCCAGAUUCCUCUCCAGAACUUCGAUAACCUCACGUUGAAUUUCUCGCAAUUAUAAUCGUAAGUAAUUACAACUCAGUAAUUACCCGUAAAUCAUUGAAAAUGCCCUGGAAAUUGCCAACACCGGUUUAUUGGGUGAGUGGAAUAGCGACAUGUGUCGGUGCAGCUUGCAUAAUGAAGGACAUUGCCGGGGGGAAAGAAUACACAGGCCAUGAGGACUUGACGGACAAAGUUGUAAUAGUAACUGGAGCUAACACAGGAAUUGGAAAGGAAGUAACUCGAGGAAUGGCUCAGCGAGGAGCAAAAGUUGUCAUGGCUUGUAGAGAUUUAUUCAAAUGUGAAACGACACGUCAAGAGAUCGUUCUAGAAACUAGAAAUAAAUACGUCUAUUGUAGAUCAUGCGAUCUAUCCGUGCAAAAGAGCAUUCAUGAGUUUGUCAGAAAUUUCAAAAAAGAACAUGGCAGGCUUGACAUCUUGAUAAAUAAUGCUGGAGUUAUGAGAUGCCCGAAGACUUUAACUGCCGAUGGAAUUGAGAUGCAGCUUGGUGUUAAUCACAUUGGGCACUUUCUGCUGACUAAUUUAUUAUUAGAUACGAUCAAGGCGUCUGCUCCUGCGAGAAUAGUCAAUGUCUCUAGUGUAGCUCAUACUAGAGGCAGCAUCAAUACCCAUGAUCUCAACAGCACUAACAGUUAUGAUGCAGGCGAAGCUUAUGCACAGAGUAAAUUAGCAAAUAUUUUAUUCACAAAGGAACUCGCAAAAAAACUAAAAGAUACUGGAGUUACCGUCAAUGCCGUUCAUCCAGGAAUCGUUGACACGGAAUUAAUGAGGCAUAUGUCCUUCAGCAAGAGUGUAUUAGCUAAUUUCUUUAUAAAGCCUCUUUUUUGGGUAUUUCUUAAAACCCCAAAACAAGGAGCACAAACUGUGAUAUUCACAGCGUUGGAUCCGUCAUUAAACGAUGUCACAGGAGCAUAUUUCAGUAAUUUGCAAAGGGCGGAGGAAUCCGAAAAUGCAAAAGACGAGAAGAUGGCAUCGUGGUUGUGGCAGACCAGUGCGAAAUGGACAAAACUCAACUUGAGCUAAAAUGUUGCAGAAUAGGACCGGAAGACGACAUUAUUGAUGGGUUACCUGAGGUACUUCCCGGAUUUUUCACUCAGUGAAUUCGAUACAGCCG
Molecule: messenger RNA, 1176 nt
Organism: Fopius arisanus
Lineage: Eukaryota; Metazoa; Arthropoda; Insecta; Hymenoptera; Braconidae
Product: retinol dehydrogenase 13
Exons: 7
Coding region: 108-1085 (325 amino acids)
Source: RefSeq, a predicted model, not a curated record